AAAUUAUAGCAUGAAUGAACCAGGAAAAACAUUUAUCUUUUCUACUUUUUUGGGGUUUUAUUCUUUUUCUGAUUGCUCGCUUGUAGUGUAAAAUCAUGAUUUUGUUGUUUAUGCGGCAAGAAUUUGCUUGUUGUUUAUGGAAAUGGGUUGGUCCGGUUUGAUGCGAAUUGUUUGCCGAACAUUGUUAAUUGGAAGUAAUUUAUCGGAUUAAUAAACUUUUCAGCUCUUCAUAUUUUUUAACCGCAAAGAAGUGACAUUUUGUUUUAAGAAUUAUGAGAUUUGCCGGCAAAUGAAAGGGUAAGUGGGCUGUUGUGUAAAUCUUAGUUGGUGUUUUACAAAAGACAUGCAAUAGUGCUAGAGACACCUUCAAGGUGUUUGCGGAAUGACCCAGAUGAAGUAUAAGUUUGAUAUGACUAUAUUAUGAAUGUUCAAAAUUAGACUGGAGUCCGGUUGGUGGCAUCUGGAGAGAUGAGACAUUAAAGAUAAAUUACUGGAUGGCUGAACCAGCAUACACUGUGGCAUCUGAUAGUGAAACCACUGGGGAGGAAAAGUCUUCAUCCACUUUUGCUGAAAUUGCAAUAGGAAUCGAUAUUGGCACUUCGCAGUGCAGCAUUGCCGUCUGGAAUGGCUCCCAGGUAGAACUCCUCAAAAACACUAGAAACCAGAAAUUGAUGCGGUCAUAUGUGACAUUCAAAGAUGGCGUCCCUUCAGGGGGAGUUAGCAGUCAACUCUUGCACGAGCACGAAAUGUUAUCUGGAGCUGCAAUCUUCAACAUGAAACGCUUAAUUGGCAGAGUUGACACUGAUCCUGUUGUUCAUGCAAGCAAAAGCCUUCCAUUUUUGGUACAAACGUUGGACAUUGGUGUCCGUCCAUUUAUUGCAGCCCUGGUGAACAAUGUGUGGAGAUCGACCUCUCCUGAAGAAGUUCUUGCAAUAUUUUUGGUGGAACUGAAAGCUAUGGCGGAAGUCCAGUUAAAGCGACCCAUUAGAAACGUUGUUCUUACAAUUCCAGUUUCAUUCAGCAGAUUCCAGCUGACUCGGAUUGAAAGAGCUUGUGCCAUGGCUGGUCUUCAUGUCCUGAGGCUGAUGCCUGAACCUACUGCUGUGGCAUUGUUAUAUGCACAGCAACAGCAGCAGACUGCACAUGACAACAUGGGCAGUGGAAGUGAGAAGAUUGCCCUCAUUUUCAACAUGGGUGCUGGAUAUUGUGAUGUGGCUGUAACUGCUACAGCUGGAGGAGUUUCCCAGAUAAAGGCCUUGGCAGGAAGUGCUGUUGGAGGAGAAGAUCUACUUCAAAAUAUGAUGCAUCAUCUGUUGCCGGAUGCAGAGAGUCUUUUCUUAGACCGUGGUAUUAAUGAAAUCAAAUCAAUGGGACUGCUUCGAGUUGCAACCCAGGAUGCAAUCCACAAGCUCUCCUUCCAGCAUAGUGUUCAAAUUGAUGUUGACUUGGGAACUGGGUCAAAGAUAAGCAAGGUUGUGGAUAGGGGGGAAUUUGAGGAUGUGAACCGGAAGGUGUUUGAGAAGUGUGAGAGCCUCAUAACCCAGUGUCUGCACGAUGCUAAGGUACAAAUUGAGGAUGUGGGUGAUGUAAUACUUGUAGGUGGAUGUUCAAAUAUACCGAAGAUAAAGAACCUUGUCUUAAAUGUAUGCAAGAGAGAUGAGCUUUACAAAGGGAUGAACCCAUUGGAAGCUGCUGUCUGUGGGGCAGCACUUGAAGGAGCAGUGGCAUCAGGUCUCAGUGAUCCCUUUGGAAAUUUGGACUUGCUGACAAUUCAAGCCACACCUCUUGCCAUUGGAAUUCGAGCUGAUGGAAACAACUUCGUGCCCAUCAUUCCCAGAAACACUACAAUGCCUGCAAGAAGAGAGCUGUUAUUCACAACUGUUCAUGAUAAUCAAACCCAAGCACUGAUAUUUGUCUAUGAAGGCGAGGGGAAAACGGUGGAAGAAAAUCACUUGCUGGGAUAUUUCAAAAUAACUGGGAUAACUCCAGCUCCUAAAGGAGUUCCAGAAAUAAAUGUGUGCAUGGACAUCGAUGCCUCAAAUGCGCUAAGAGUUUUUGCUGGGGUUCUUCAGCCAGGGUCUCAUCUUCCAGCAAUCCCUUUCAUGGAAGUCAGGAUGCCUACAGUUGAUGAUGGUCAUGGUUGGUGUGCUGAAGCCUUACACAGAGCUCAUGGUUCUUCUUUGGACUUGGUUACUGUACAGAAGAAAAUAUAGUUGUGAAGUCGAUGGAGUGGAAAGAGCCCCUUUAAGAUUGCUACUUUCUUUGCACGUUGAAUGAAUGGUGGUUCUUGGGUAAUGAAACAGUAUGUGAAAAGCUGACUUGUUUGGAAUAAUUCAGAUGUUAUCUUAAGUCUUUGUCUGAAUAAAAGAAGCAUUCAGCGUGAUGCCACCAGAUUAAGGCUC
Ziziphus jujuba (common jujube) is the source of this 2402-nucleotide messenger RNA. RefSeq names its product heat shock 70 kDa protein 8. NCBI's taxonomy places the organism in Eukaryota, Viridiplantae, Streptophyta, Magnoliopsida, Rosales, Rhamnaceae. Bases 495 to 2213 code for a protein of 572 amino acids. The transcript is spliced from 2 exons. Gene Ontology annotation, cellular component: cytoplasm. Gene Ontology annotation, biological process: cellular response to unfolded protein; protein refolding. Gene Ontology annotation, molecular function: heat shock protein binding; ATP binding; misfolded protein binding. The record is from RefSeq and is a predicted model, not a curated record.